Molecule: messenger RNA, 561 nt
Organism: Trypanosoma theileri
Lineage: Eukaryota; Euglenozoa; Kinetoplastea; Trypanosomatida; Trypanosomatidae
Exons: 1
Coding region: 1-561 (186 amino acids)
Source: RefSeq, a predicted model, not a curated record
AUGCGCGGAUCCCUUAAAACCUCAACGGGCCACGGUAUGAUAUUUGGGCCAUUGGAUCACAACACUCAACAAACCAGCCCGCCUUACAUCAUUGAUGUGGGAUAUUUGGAAAAACGGACCUUACCAGAAUCUGUAAAACAAGAUUCUUGCGCCACUUUUAAAGGUCAUAGUAUACUACAGAAAUCGAAUCGAACUCCAGUGGCAACGAAAGAAGAAGAACUAUUACCGUUGCAACAAAUAGAUGUAGGAAUGCUGUCCACCAAAUGGAUUAGAAAACGCCUGAAUAAUAGUGCCAGGAGGCGUUGGGACGAGGUGUGGAAUAUUAUGCAAACAUACGGAACACAUUUAAUGCACCGAAAAACCAAUCUACGAAUUAACAACGCCAAGGCGCAGCGGAUGAAGGAAUCAGAAAUUAUUUGUACAGCUUCAUCGCACCCAAGCGCAGGGCGGGUAGUACCGUUUACGGUGGAGGAGGAAAAACUGCCAGGGAAGAGAAGAUUGUUUAUUGCGUGGCUAAAGAAAAGAAGGCCCAGAAUGAUUAUGAGGCUGAUGUUCCUUUAG